AUGGGAGAUAUCUACAAUUAUGAAACCAACAAUAUUAAUAAGACCUGCUCAUCUUCCUCUGCAUCUCGUCAUCACAACUGUUCAUCGGACGACAUCUCACUUUUCCUCCAUCAAGUUCUCCUCCGUCCACCUUCAUCUACGUCUUCUUCCUCAUUUGUAGGCCCACGGACGCUGCAGCCGUUUUCAGUGCCAGCCCCUUGUGACGAUCCUCGUCGUUCAGGAGGGAUCUUAGGUGUGGGUUCUAGUGAUGGAGUUAGUGCUGGUCAUUGGUCUGGGAAUGUGAGAGGUGGAGGAGAGAAUGAGACUGAUCAUGAGUGUGAUUGUGAAAGUGAGGAGGGUUUGGAAGCUUUAGUGGAUGAGAUAUCACCAAAGCCAGCUCCUCCACGAAGCUCAAAGAGAGGUAGAGCUGCAAAAGUUCAUAAUUUGUCUGAAAAGAUUUGCACACUAACUGGGUUUUGUACUAUGUGGGGUGUUUUUGGGCAGAGGAGGAGGAGCAGGAUUAAUGAGAAAAUGAAGGCACUGCAAAAUUUGAUUCCAAAUUCCAACAAGACAGAUAAGGCUUCUAUGCUCGAUGAAGCUAUUGAGUAUCUCAAGCAGCUUCAGCUCCAAGUACAGGUUCUUGACAUUGGGGGUGUAUUUGACUGGUGUACAGGGAUUAAGGAGGUAGAAGAUUUUGCAGGCAUAAGCAAUGUGGACUCUUUAGGUAUAAUUACCUACAAGAUGGUCGAUAGUGCACGUAUGUGUGCAUAUAUUAGGAUCAAUCAAUUUCCUUGUUUUGACGCUGAACUCUCAGCACCCUCAAAGUAA
This is a messenger RNA of Dovyalis caffra, 807 nucleotides long. The record is from the annotation of a GenBank genome assembly. NCBI's taxonomy places the organism in Eukaryota, Viridiplantae, Streptophyta, Magnoliopsida, Malpighiales, Salicaceae.